This is a messenger RNA of Owenia fusiformis, 4649 nucleotides long. The record is from the annotation of a GenBank genome assembly. Lineage: Eukaryota; Metazoa; Annelida; Polychaeta; Sabellida; Oweniidae.
UUUAUAUCAAACACUAUUCAUUUUCCACAUGAUGAACACUAUAAGAUCAACAUUGACAACCAUUGCUUUGGUUAAUUCACUUUGAGAUAAUGGCGGUGAGUCGAGUCGAGUUUGUUGCAGCAAGAGUUGCACUAGCGGCGUUCCUAGUGUGUGCUGGGAUUAUAAUUGGGUAUUUCAGUACUAGUACAUCCAGACAGAUGACCCUGCGGGAUGUAGCUGGAGAUACAUGUAAAGGUGACCAAGAUGAUAACCGUGAAUAUAUCAACUUCAAAAAACUAAUAAAGGAAGCUAAUGGUUCCAUCGCAGAUAGAAUCACGGAUGAAAUUAACAAGACCGAAAUUAAGAAAACACUCAGAAAAUUAUUGUCUCAACAACCCCCUGUUGCUGGUACCCAAGCUGAAUUGGAACGAGCUCAUUAUAUCAGAGAAAAAUGGUUAAAGUAUGGAAUUGACGAAGUGAAUAUAUUACCCUACGAUGUACUGCUUAGCUACCCCGGGGAUGUGAAAAAUAAUCCAAAUAUCUUGCAAAUUCUAGAGGAGGACGGUACAGUUGUGCAUGAAGCAACGUUAAAUGAACCUAUCCUUGAUCGACGAAAAGACAAACACGACAUUUUACCACCGUGGCUUGCUUACACACCGAGUGGCGAGGUCGAAGGGGAGCUGGUGUACGCUAAUCGUGGUUCAUUGGAAGAUUUUAAGCUACUAACUGAUGUACUGGGCAUUAAUGUCACCGAUAGAAUAGUUAUUGCACGUUAUGGUGGCAUUUAUCGAGGAAAUAAAAUAAAGCAUGCGCAGCUUUACGGAGCUAAGGGAGUCAUUCUCUUCUCUGACCCCGGAGACGUAACCGAGGAAGGUGCCGGUGUUUAUCCGGAUUCAGAAUAUCUCCCUGAAUAUGGCAUGCAACGAGGGACAACAAAAAGCGGAUACGGAGACCCUUUAACACCUGGCUAUCCUGCAAUUGACAUUACCCAACGUAUCUCUAUUGCAGAUGCAGAAAAUUCAACAAGGCUGCCACGGAUUCCUGCACAACAGAUAGGUUAUGCUGACGCCAAAAAGUUUUUCGAAAGCAUCGACCCUUCAAGUCAGGAGGCCCCUGUAACUUGGCGGGGAAAGAUAAACACAACAUAUAGGUUGGGCCCUAAGAUGGUGAACAAUAGAGUUGUAAGGCUGAUUUCUAGGAACACAAGAGAGACCCGUACUACACAUAAUGUAAUAGGAAUUAUCAGGGGAUGUAUUGAACCGGAUAGAUACGUCAUGGUCGGAGGUCAUCACGAUGCUUGGGCAUUUGGAGCAUUGGAUAACACACAGGGUACGGCCAUUUUACUCGAACUAGCAAGAGUUUUUGGCAAAUUGCUAGAUGAGGGCUGGCGUCCGCGUCGAAGUAUAAUUCUUGGAAGUUGGGGUGCUGAAGAAUAUGGGAUUAUUGGUGCAAACGAAUUUGUCGAAGAAUUCUCAAAAAACCUGGCUGAAAGGGCUGUCGCAUACAUCAAUACAGACGUGUCAGUUACGGGAAGAAAGUUCUUUCUUACGUUAAGUUCUCCUCUUCUGAAUAGUGUUAUUUAUCGAGCCACUGAAUUCGUCAAAUCACCAGAUGCAGAAUAUAAUACACUUCGUGAAUUCUGGAGUUCUCGAGAAAAAUUCGUAUUAAACAAUCCAAAUGAUGAACCAGUUAUCUUAAAAUUGGGAGCGCGAAGCGACCAUGCUCCCUUUUAUAACACACUAGGUGUGCCGAGUAUGAACUCUGGACGUUUUCUCAAUGAUUCAUCCUCUUACCCUCUUUAUCACAGUGCAUAUGAGACUUUCAGAGCAGUGAAGAAGUUCAUCGAUCCCACAUUUAAGUACCAACAGACGAUCGCUAGACUAGUCGGUGAAAUGGUAAGGCUCCUCGCCGAUGAACUUGUUCUGCCAAUGGAUGUUCGUUAUUACGCUAAAGACAUUACAACAACUUUUGCUCAAAUAAAAAAGAGAUUUGGAACAAAACUUGACAGUGAAAAUAUAACCCUGUCAAAGUUUGAAGAGGCUGUCGAAAGUUUUGCAAACGCAACUGAAUUGUUCAAUAUUAUGGCGGAAAACGUUGACAGACGGGAUCCAAUUGCCGUGAGAAUGUUGAACGAUAAAAUGAUGUUGUUGGAACGAGCAUUCAUCGAUCCACUAGGGUUACCUGGAAGACCUCUGUAUCGUCAUAUAGUAGCCGCUCCAAGCAGAACCAAUGCCUACGAUUCCGUGGGAUUUCCCGGGGUCGUUGACGCCUUCGCUGACGCUGAAGAUGCGCCAUUCGAUGAUAAGGUGAACAGUUGGAGUGUAGUUCAGAAAGAAAUUGCAAAAGCUACAUUUGCACUCAAGUCUGCAGGCUCAACUCUCCUUGGACACGUUAAACUUGGACGCUAGAUUAGAUUUCGCAAAGACAAAUGCCGUCAUCCUGACUUUGAGAUAAUACACCACUUUACAUAAUUCUGAAAAUUCUCGUCAAUCAAGCCUUUAAUUAUUCAUAUACUUUUCAGGAACAAUAAGCCAUACCAUUUUCAUCAUUCCCUCUAGAUAUUAAUCCAUAUAAUUACUUGAGGUGCAGUGGUACUUAACAGGAAAUGACGAAACAGGAAGUGACAAUACCAUGCUUGAUUUCAAACAUUUUUUGAACCAAGAUAAGAGACUUCUGUUUUGAUAUCCAGUCAAUUUAACUAGUUGCACAUAUCAUUUACAUGACCAGGAUCACAAUGUACAUGGUCAGAAUGACCCCAAACAUGAUGAAAUAACUUUUUCAGCCCUCUGAAAAUGUGACCGAAAAAUAGCUAAAAGUAGCCGUUAGGAAAGGUCACUGAACAGAAUCUUUUGAAUUUUUCAGAAAAUGUGCCCAAUAAAUUGCUCUACAUGAUACAAUCUUUGAAAUUUAGAAAAUUGUCUGCAAUCAUUGCAAACAGUUUAAUCCAUAAUAGAUUUGAUCUUAGAUCUAACUCAAUUAGAGAAAUUGAUGGCAGAGAUAGAGCUUCAAAGCUAACAAUAACUUCUGAAAUCAUAAACCUAAAAUGUAUGUAUAUGCUUUAAAUGUAAAUGUUUUAAUAGACUUUAAUAAACAUAGUUUUAUGUAGUUUAAAAAAUAUCAACGCAAUCGAUGCACUGUAUGGGCUGUUAUCCGAGUUUUUAUUACCACAAACAAAACAAGACUUUGUUUUUUUGUUAGAAAUUCAUCAUUUAAGCUGUUUUUAGAAAUGAUAAGCAAUAUCUUUAAUGUUUAUCGCAAGCUUAUGAUAACCAGUUGUGAUGACAUCAAAAUAGCGCACAUCAAAUGUCGAUUAUACCAACACACAUGACGCAGGCUUAGGUUUUGGAACUACCAAUUAUCGUAAAUUUGCCCUCGAAUAGUAAUAAUUUUGAUUAGUGACAUUGUAUAAUAUGUUUAUGUUUAGAUAAUUUAUAACAUAAAUAUUUAGUAAGAAUAUCAUAUACUAUGAUGUCGAAAAUACUGUAUAUCAUAUGAUACUUGCAUCUCUCUUUUUCCAUAUUAUUUCCUUAUUCUCUAGUUCUUUCCAAAUAUAAGAUUCGACUAGAAAAGUAUAUUAGUGUAGUGUAAUAAUUAAGCCAUUAUUUUACAACAGAAUAUUGUGUAAAACCCAUCCAGAAUGAUAUCCAGCGCAUUAGAUUUAUUGUAUUAGAUAUAUGUUAUAAAUUUCUGCUGAGUGCCAAGUUUUUGUAAGAAAGAAGCACAUUAUGACAAUUGUAUACAUAACAUUCCCCUCCAAACGUUUGGUUUCCCUGACUCAUCAUUUGGAGUUGGACAACGUGCCGAAUAUUUGAACAUCGUCAUUCCUAUGUUAAAUUAUCAAUUAAAUGGGAAAUCCUAGUAUUGCAAAGAUAUUUCCCAAUAUAAGAAAUACAAAAUUUGAAAAAUGAGGAAAAUUGAGAAUGAUGCGGUAUUAGUAAUUAAUAAUAUCAAAAUAAUUUUCAUAAUUUUUAAAACAUUGUCACAUUACAAAGAUUCAAGCACGAAGAAGCAGUGGUAGGGGUUAGGGUUGCAAAAUUUUUGGAAUGACGCAUAUAUAUCGGAGUUGACAUGUUCUGUACAGUGAUGCCAUCUAGUUUAAAACAAGAAUAAGAAUUAAAACCGUUAUAGUUGCUGAACAAGCCAAUGAAGGUAAUAUAUGAAAUGCGGUACCACAAUUUCUAUUUUAUUGCAGCUUCAUUUAAUAGUGACAUUUCUGAAUGUGUUUCAUGUAAAAGUCCCUUUCAUGUAAAAGUUCAACCGCUUGUGUUAAUUUAUUUACUCAAAAUCAUCAAGAUCCAUUCUGAUUUAUCAGAGUUCCUCUUUACCUAACGCUUUUGAGAGAACUGAAAAAAAGGAUAGUAAAGGCUGUGGAUCCCACAAUGAUCAAGAUCUGAUACACGUGAAAGUUCUUCAUUUCAAAAAGGAAAAUUUAAGCGAUAUUUUUCUUCGGAAAUGUUGCAUUUUGAAAAUAGAAUUUUGGGUUUCUUGAACCAUUGCAAGAUGGUGCAUCCCACCCAAGCUAAAUAGAUAAAAAAAAAGUAUAUAACAAAGAUAGUUUGGAGAAUUAUGUUGAUAUGUAGUAAAGAAAGAAUCAUUAUAAAAGUGUACUUUAUUUUCCUUAUGAUGAGUUGUAAUUUCAAACAACAAUUAUCAUUUCAACAACUUUUGUA